UUAAACUUUUGCCCCUCAGACAAGAUGCAGACAAACAAGCACUAUGGCACCAAAAGGCUUGUUCGUAGACGGCCACGGUUUGUCUCUGCUGCAGAUGCCCUAAAAAAGAAAGUCAGGUCUUCAGUUCAAACCUCCGCUUCAAUACCAAAAACCUGGGACAACACACAGAUCCCUCAAACAGGAUACUCGCGAAUCCCGCUCCAGCCCAGCUCAGAAGAAUUUAAGGAGGUUGCAGCUCUUUUCUAUAAAACCAUGAAAGACUGUGAUAAUGUCAACAUUGAGAGGAUUCAGAACAAAGCUCUGUGGGAAGCCUUUCAGUUGACUUUUUGGCUGGCAGGCCAGUCCGUCAGGAUCGGCAACAGGACUUCAGCCAGCAUUAUUACAAACACUGGCGUUCCACAAGGUUGCGUCCUCAGCCCCAUCCUCUACACCCUGUACACCCAAAACUGUCACCUCCAACAAGGAUAACAUCAUUUUGAAGUUCGCAGAUGACACUGCAGUGAUCGGUCGCAUCACUGGAGGGGACGAAGUGGCUUACAGGAGAGAGGUGGCCAGUCUGGUGUCAUGGUGUGAGGACAACAACCUCACCCUCAACACUGACAAGACAAAGGAGAUGAUAGUGGACACGAGGAAGAAGAGGAGGCCUCACCCACCGCUGUCUGUCCGUGGCCUUGAAGUGGAGAGGGUGAGCAGCUUUAGGUACCUGGGCGUCUACAUCACUGAGGACCUCACCAGGACACUGAACACCACACAGCUGGUCAAGAAGGCUCAGCAGCAGCUGUAUUUCCUGAGGAGGCUGAGGAAAUUUGGUAUGUCGGCCAAGAUCCUCAGCAGGUUCUACAGCUGCAUUGUGGAGAGCACACUGACCAGCUGCAUCACUGCAUGGUAGGGCAGCACUACUGCUAUGGACCGCAGAGAGUGAUAACAACCGCAGAGAAGAUCAUCAGAACUCCGCUGCCCUCUCUGCAGAGCAUCUAGUAUCACAGAGUCCAGAGGAGACCUGCCUCCAUCCUCAAAGACCCCACACACCCCCAACAUGGGGGACUGUUCACACUUCUGCCCUCGGGGUGGAGCUUCAGAAGUGUGAAAUCCAGAACAUCCAGACUCAACAACUCCUUCUUCCCCACUGCCAUCAGACUCUUGAACUGCUGACCUAUUUUUGUUUGCACAUCAGGUCAUCCUGCAUAUUAAGCCAGCACAUUAAGCUAUAGUUCCUUUGUACACAUCUCUGUUUCACACCUCCAUAUUUUGUCUCCUUUUCUGUUUUCAUUUAUUUAUUUGUACUA
Oreochromis aureus is the source of this 1286-nucleotide messenger RNA. RefSeq names its product protein mono-ADP-ribosyltransferase PARP12-like. NCBI's taxonomy places the organism in Eukaryota, Metazoa, Chordata, Actinopteri, Cichliformes, Cichlidae. The transcript is spliced from 4 exons. The record is from RefSeq and is a predicted model, not a curated record. Bases 25 to 468 code for a protein of 147 amino acids.